Molecule: messenger RNA, 4120 nt
Organism: Diachasma alloeum
Lineage: Eukaryota; Metazoa; Arthropoda; Insecta; Hymenoptera; Braconidae
Gene: Su(dx)
Product: E3 ubiquitin-protein ligase Su(dx)
Biological process (GO): ubiquitin-dependent protein catabolic process
Molecular function (GO): protein binding; ubiquitin protein ligase activity
Source: RefSeq, a predicted model, not a curated record
AAUCCCGAAGAAUACGCUUUUGACUCGUUGGGUUUUGACUUGAAGUGACGUAUGGUAAAAUGGUGGCAUGCUGAUUUGUAAGUGAUCGUAAAAGUUUCGACAAAUGAUAACGCGAGGAGAUAAUUGUGUCGUCGUUAGUUCAACGGGCUUAUCGCCCAUAGGUCCCAGAGACAUUGCGAUCGUACGCCCUUCGGACAAUUAGUUGAAGCUGCAAUUCUCCGGAGUUCCUCCUUCCUGAAGCCCAACCCCUACGUAGAAUUCUCAGUGGACGACAAGAGUCCCCGCAAAACGGAGGUAUCGAAAGCAACUUACCAGCCAAAAUGGAACGAAGAAUUUACGAUCCUGGUGACCCCCUACUCCCACCUGCACUUUCGCCUCCUGGACCACAGUACUUUCCGCAAGGACACAACCAUCGGAGAGAAGCGAAUAAGUCUCUUUCAGAUCCUGUCCCAUUACAACGGUAAAUUGGAGAGCCUGGAGCUGACCCUGGAUCUGAUAAACGAGAGCAAGCACGACUCACAGGUGACGAAAGUGGGGGAGCUGGUGACCCUCUUCGAUGGCUUGAAAAUCGACAUGUCGACGAUUACUCCACCCCAGUGUGAGCAACCCCACCCGCAAUGCACGACCUCCUCGCAGAUGCCGACGAACAACUCCUGCACGAACGACUCCACCAACAGGAGCAUUUUGAACGGAGGAAUUCGUGCCCUGAUGAGGGGUCAGGCCCCCGAGGGCUCGAUAAACCCCCCAGGGGUCCAGAGAAGCUCCUCGACGACGCUCUACGACCCCAACUUCAACCCCACCAACUCCCAGUCGACUAUUUCAAUCUCGAAUGCCUCAAAUGUCUCAAACGACUCCUCGAGGAUGAUUAUAACAAAUGGAAGUUCUGGGAUCAGCCACGAGCCUGCGAUAGAGAGUCCUGCCACCCCCAGGCUCGCUGAGAACCUCAUGAGGGAGUUGAACAUGACGAGGUCGACGUCCGAGAGCACCAGUGUCCCCAGGCUUCAUGAGGGGGCGAGGGUGGGAGAGAACUCUGUGGUGCCCAGGGUAUCUCUGGAGGGUCCUGGAUGGAAUGGUGGGGAAAAUAAUGCCCCUGGGAGGGGGAGUGAGGGACGGCAGGAGGGAAGGGUGCCCAGGGUGCCCGAGGAGAUGAUGAGGGAGCAGGAGAAUGGACAGGAGGAACCUCUGCCACCUGGCUGGGAUAUGAGAUACGACGUUUACGGUAGGAGAUACUACGUAGACCACAACACGAGGUCCACCUCCUGGGAGAGGCCCCAGCCCCUCCCCCCAGGUUGGGAGGUGCGUAGAGACCCCCGAGGAAGGAUCUACUACGUCGACCACAAUACCAGAAGCACAACCUGGCAGAGACCGAAUACCGAGAGACUCCAGCACUAUCAGCAGUGGCAGGGGGAGCGUCAGUUCGUUGUGCAGCAGGGGAACCAGAGGUUUUUGUACCCUCAGGCGCAUGGGGGACAGCCCGUGGUGCCAGGACCUUCGACAUCAGCAGCUGUCGAUGAUGAUGACGCCUUGGGGCCACUUCCUGCUGGCUGGGAGAGGCGAAAACAGCCCGAGGGAAGGGUUUACUACGUCAAUCACAAGAACAGAACGACUCAGUGGGAGGACCCGAGGACUCAGGGCCAGGAGACGGGAAUCGAUGAGCCUCCGUUGCCAGACGGCUGGGAGAUCAGACUCACCGAGGACGGUGUGAGGUACUUUGUGGAUCACAACACCAGGACAACAACAUUCCAGGACCCCAGACCAGGGGCUCCAAAGGGUCCUAAGGGGGUCUACAGGGUGCCCAGGGCUUACGAGAGGAGCUUCCGGUGGAAAUUGUCACAGUUUAGGUUCCUCUGCCAGACAAAUGCCCUGCCCAAUCAUAUUAAGAUCAGUGUUAGCAGGCAGACACUGUUCGAGGACUCGUAUCAUCAGAUCAUGAAUGCCGAGGCGUUUGCCUUGAGGAGGAGGCUUUACAUCAUCUUCAAGGGGGAGGAGGGACUCGAUUAUGGCGGAGUGUCCAGAGAAUGGUUUUUCUUACUAAGCCACGAAGUUCUGAAUCCAAUGUACUGUCUCUUUGAGUACGCAAAUAAGAGUAAUUACUCGUUACAAAUAAACCCAGCGUCGUAUGUCAACCCUGAUCACUUGCAGUAUUUCAAAUUCAUCGGGAGAUUUAUCGCAAUGGCUCUCUAUCAUGGCAGGUUUAUCUACAGUGGAUUCACCAUGCCCUUCUACAAACGCAUGCUGAAUAAAAAAUUAGUCAUGAAGGAUAUUGAGUCCAUAGAUCCUGAAUUUUAUAAGUCACUUGUUUGGAUUAAGGAGAAUAACAUUGAUGAGUGUGGACUUGAGUUGUACUACAGUGUGGACUUUGAGAUAUUGGGACAAGUCAUUCAUCAUGAGUUGAAGGAAGGGGGCGAUAAGAUUAGAGUUGUUGAGGAAAAUAAAGAGGAAUAUAUCAGAUUAAUGACUGAAUGGAGAAUGACAAGAGGCAUCGAAGACCAGACUAAAGCCUUCCUCGAGGGUUUCAACUCAGUGGUACCCCUGGAAUGGCUAAAGUACUUCGAUGAACGUGAGCUAGAGCUCAUGCUCUGUGGCAUGCAGGAGAUAGACGUUGACGAUUGGCAGAGAAAUUCAAUUUACAGACAUUACACGAGAAACAGUAAACAAGUUUUAUGGUUCUGGCAGUUUGUGAGGACAACGGACAAUGAGAAGAGAGCACGAUUGCUGCAAUUCGUGACUGGAACGUGCAGAGUGCCUGUUGGGGGAUUCGCUGAAUUGAUGGGGAGCAAUGGACCACAGCGAUUCUGCAUCGAGAAAGUGGGCAAAGACACCUGGUUACCCCGAUCCCAUACAUGUUUCAACAGACUAGACCUUCCCCCCUACAAAAGUUACGACCAAAUGGUGGAAAAAUUGAACUACGCGAUCGAGGAGACCGAGGGCUUCGGCCAGGAAUAGUAUCCCCACCUUCUCCACCCCUCACACUAAUCAAUUAUUUCUCCAUUAUUUUCCAAUUCUCUGACGUCUUAUUUCUGUACCUCUUCUUUAUUCUGAAUUUCUUUUGAGGAAAAACACAAGUGAUAACCCAUUAUCACGAGAAAUAGAAAUUUUACCAGAUAAUUGUUUGUAGAGUUGUCGAGUAGACAGAUUGGUAAGUGAUAUCUGUAGUAAAAAAAUCUAAGGAGGUUCUUGCAAUCUACGGAAUUUGAGAACCUUCAAGAGAAAUUUAAUCAGUGGAAAAUCAAUAAAACGAGAUGACUUGAUUUUUCAAUUUUUCUUCAUGAAUUUUUGGCCUGAAUUAUUGUUUUGAUAAGUCUCUCUACGAGAUAUUUUUCGAAAAAAACUGAUCUAAAGGAAAAAUUGACAUUUCGUUUUAUUAAUUAAUCACUUCAAUCAUUGUUAUUUAUAGUAGAAAUUUUUCUUGUAUACUUUUUACACGGUUCAACUCACAUUUAGGGAUUAUUUUGUCUCGAGUUUGAAAAAAAAAACGAGAGAGUGAGGAAAUGUGAAAAUUAUGAAAACCAUAAUGAAUUCGAUAGAAUUAUUGUAUAUAAUGGAAGUAAUUAUAAAGAAAACACUGUGGUAUUUAUAGCGACGUAGAUUUGGGGUGGUUUUGUGCUGCUUGAGGGGUUCGAUUGACGACAUUACUGAAAGUAAGAUGUUAAGGGAAGACUAUUAUGGGUUUUAACAGUCCCGGGCUACUAGAAUGAGAUUACUCAUACAUUAAAGAUCGAUUAUAUGUCUAAAAAUGAAUAAUUAGUGGAAAAAAAUCAAUUGAUUAUUCUUCGUUUGCUCCGCAGCCACUUAAAAUGUUAAAAACAGUCCAGGGCCUCCAAUUUUCGAGCUACAGAGGGUUUUUUUCUACAAUUUUUGAAAAUAUGGGUGCAAUAACAAUGACAAAUUGGCUAAUUUCUUUUUUUAAUAACAAAUUGCGCCAUUCAUAUAAAAUAGCCCAAAAUUGUAUCUGAAAGAAUUGAGAAUAUAUUUUAAAUAUAUUAAGAAUGGCACAAAUUUUUAUAUUAAACAAAACGAAACUAGCUGUGCAGUAGUGGAAUUCAAAAAAACUAAUUCCAAAUCGUUAUUGUAUACAUUUUUCCAAAAAUUUUGAAGAAAAAGAACUUCUGUAGUUCAA